Xyrauchen texanus (razorback sucker) is the source of this 3568-nucleotide messenger RNA. It is a transcript of the gene wbp1lb, whose product is annotated as WW domain binding protein 1-like b. Lineage: Eukaryota; Metazoa; Chordata; Actinopteri; Cypriniformes; Catostomidae. The transcript is spliced from 4 exons. Bases 239 to 1231 code for a protein of 330 amino acids. The record is from RefSeq and is a predicted model, not a curated record.
GCUGUGCCUGAACUCUCAUUCGCGCGGACGGGCUUGUGAAACAGUCGGAGGCAGCCAGUGGCACGGAGCUAAUGCGGCAGUUCAACUGCUGUGCCUUUCCUCGUGCUUCAAUAACACAUCAAGAAGGCAGUGCACGAGCGAGCCAUUUAAUGUCUCGAUAUGGUUAAUGACCAAUAAAUAUACUUAUACCUGAACUGUUGUCAACACUGUGACAAUCUAAUGUUCAAACGUGUUUAAAAUGGGCUUAUUUUUAUAUAUCGUUGGAUCUGCCAACCCAACCGAGGCUAGUGUGGACGAGCAGGUACUUCACUGUGAGGGUGUGAACAACAAAAGCUAUGUGUGUGAGACGGGGCACUGCUGUGGAGAGUCCCAGUGCUGUAGCUACUACUAUGAAAUCUGGUGGUUCUGGCUGGUGUGGGCCAUCAUCUUCAUCUUGAGCUUCUGCUGUGUGUGUCAUCACCGUCGCACCAAACACAGACUUCAGCAGCAACAGCGACAGCAUGAAAUCAACCUCAUUGCCUACAGAGAGGUUCACAACAACUACUCUCUCCCCUUCUACUACAGAUUCCUACCUAACUAUCUCCUCCCAGAAUAUGAAGAGGUAGUGCAUCGGCCUGCAACUCCGCCUCCCCCUUACAGUGCCUUAAAUGCCAACCCUUCAGCCUGCACCAACCCCUUAACCACUGACCAGCAGGACAUGCACUGUCCACCCAGACAAACCACUCCAGUGCCUCCUGUAUCAGACACACUCUGUUCCAGACCCAGCCUAGAGGAGAUUCUGAAAGAUGACAGCAAAGAACAGCUAGAGUCUGCACAGAGUUCUUUGCCGCUGGAACAGCUCCCCAGUGUGGACAAACAGGGCAAGAGCAGGAAGGAGCAGCUCAGGAAUGUGGCGAUGCCUGACGAGAAGGACAGGAUUCUGGGGAGGCACCGCAGAUUUACAGGGGACUCAGGGAUUGAGGUGUGCAUGUGUGGGCGGGGCUUUGAUAGCCGUGAACCUAAAGAAUUUGAGGGGCUUUUUUGUGAGGAGGACCAGGAAGCAUCUGAGGAAUUCUGUGAGGAGUGUGACCUCCAUUCUUAUGGAGUGGAAGAGCAGGGACUUCAAUCGACAGAAAACCGGGUGGAGCAAGGAGCAUCGCCACCACCCCAACCUCACCCUGUUUGCCUCUAUUUGCAUACUAUCAAGGAGCAGGAGGGUCCACACCAUAGCAAUAUAGAAUCUCAAAGAUGAAUGUAUAACAUGACCGGUACAAAAAAAGAGGGAGGAUGACAGAGAAAGCAAGACAAAGAGAGAGAGAGAGGGAAGUUUUUCCCACCACAAUAUUCGAUGGAAAAGCUAGCAUGGACUGAAUCAAAAAUAUGUCAUAUUCAUGUAAAAAGUAUGUGAUUAGCUUUGUCUAAUGUACAUAGCGUCUUUAAAAAAGCUCCCUCUAUGAGACUAUAUACCUGCCACAUGUGGUGCUAGAAGACAUGUCCACAAUGUGCGUCUGCUAAGUCACAUGCGGACCACAUUUUAGGAUUUAUAUUCUUAAAACAAACACUAUAAUGUCUCAGGCAGUCAAAGUUCAAUGUAAAUAUGUGCCUUUUUAAAACUGAUUGCGCUUUUAAGGGCACAUAUCCCUCAUGACUUUGUUUAAUUGAUGUGAUGUGCAAAACAAAGAUUUGUCCCAUUCACAUUCUUCUAUUUGAAUCGUUCUAAUUUUUUUCAGAUAAAGAACAUUUACGUACCUACAGUCUUAAUUCACAUUUAAAUAAGCUGUUUUGUAUUUUCUUUAGUUUUUCUGCUAUAAGCUCUGAUGGAUGAUUCAUAGUGUGUAUUUGGAACAAGACUGAUUUCUCUGACAUAGCUUAGGGUAUACUAAUAAAGAUUAUGACAUGGGGAAAAAAAAUAAAACGGCUAGAUUGAUCAAAGGCAACAUUUCUAGUAAUGCUAUUUUUGGCAUUAUGCUUGGAGCUUGAAAGUACAUUUAUAACUAACCAUCAGUGCCGGAUUACACACAAACACUAUAUUCUCUGUAUUUCUUUGAACAUGCAGGGAUAAAAACUUACCAAAGGGAGGUGUUCUUAUUACCCACACAUUGAUGUAAGCUGCAAAGUAAAAUAAAAAUAAAUUCCACUGAAGCAUAUCGUCACCUUCCUAAAAUAAUUGCCUAAGUCAUUUUUUGACAAAAAUGAUUUUUUUGCAUAAGUCAUCUCCUCAUGAUGCUGGCCACCUUUGGUAAAAUCGCCCACAUCCUCAGUUGAACAGAUCACGCAAUUCUACCUUUUUGAGUGACAUUAUCAAUAAAUAUCAUAUAUUCAAUUAUUGGUUCAGUGUUUUGUGUUUUCUGAGAAAAGUGAAAAAAUGACUUAGGCAAUUAUUUUAGGAAGGUGACGAUAUCUAAAUUAACUAAAGACGGAAACAUGUUGAUGUUUUAAAGUAAAUUAUAUAAUUCAUAAUUCUAUCUGUAAAUAGUGAAUUUUUAAGCUUGAUGCUAGAUGACAGCUGUAGUGUAUGAAAAACAUGAUUUUUAAGUGCCUCUUUCAAAUCCUGUUUGCACUUGUAGUCAUCAACCACUUUAAAGGGCUCAUGGCAUGAGGAAUUACAUUUUCCUUUGUCUUUUGGCAUUUUAGAGGUCAUUGUAGAACUCAGCGUCCUCCUCAUUGUAAAAAGAGCAUUUGUUGAAACCAAGCAGCAAAAACGAAGUUUUGUACUUCCUCCACAUUGUGAUGACACACUGUGGUUGACGUUUGUGUCUGACUGCCUCCACAUCAAUGCCAACUUUAUCAUUAAUCACUUCCGUAGCCCUGUCCAGUAGUGGUGAGCCGUGAGAUGACAAGGAGAGAGAGAGCUGAUCAUAACAGUGUGUGUUUACUGUCAAGUCUUAAAGGAGAAACAGCACCAAAACCAAGUGUUUCUGACAGAGGGUCAGAAUGAGGUUGGAAAAUGAUCAUGUUUUACAAAUAUAUGACUGUCUUUUGUGAAAAAUACUUUACUAAUAGUAUAAGUCAACCUUAAGGAACAUGUCAAAAUUACCCCUUUAAGUGUGGAGAUCUGUCUUAAGAAGUACAGUUUUAUGGAAAAAAAAUUCUACAUAAAAACUCAGAAACAGUGCCUUUAAUAUUCACAUAAUGUACUUUGGUAACAAGUCAAGUUGCCUUGAUUUUUUUUUUAAAUGCAAACCAAUGAUGAGCCAUACGUUUAGUUAGAAAAUGCUUAAUUUUUUUUAUUUUAUGCACCAAAGCAGCUUCAGUUUUAAGUUUCUCUCAAAGUUAUCUAAAUUAUUUCAUUGCCCUAAUGAAUGUUAUUGAUAAAGAGAUGUGCUGCUCUUAUUUGCAAAGGUAUGAUAUGAAUCUCUUUCUGAUAUAUUUUCAAGCUGCUGAAUUUCAGAAACUUGCACAUCUCACGUCUUGAAUCACAUCUUACUCAAACCAAUACAAAGGACAAAUUGUAAAGGUUUAGUAAGUCUAUAUAAGGAUAUAAGCUCAGUCGUGAUUUUUUACAUAUAUUUUUUUUAUGUGUAUCUUUUGAGAUGCAAAAAAAACUACCAAAAACCUAAUCUUGACACUGUUCAAUAAAAUGCAAAUC